AGUCAGUAUCAGGCGUUUUGAUUGGUCUUCCUGUCAGCCAAUAGCAGCAGGUAUUCGUCGUGUUUCCGGGUUCUUCUUUUCCAUGUGACUUGUGAAGUUUCUCAGCACCAUCAUGCUUCGUCGAGAGGUGAGACUGAGGCGGGAGUACCUGUACAGGAAGGCUCAAGAGGACCGGCUGAGAACAAUCGAGGAGAAGAAACAGAAGAUAAAGGGCGCUCUGGAGGAGAAUCGUCUGAUUCCAACUGAAGUACGGAGAGAAGCCCUGCAGCUGCAGAAGCUUCUGGACUAUGAUGACCAAGGGGCAGAAGGUGUCAGCUCACAUGUGGACGAUGAGUACAAGUGGGCCGGAGUAGAAGAUCCAAAAGUCAUGGUCACAACGUCCAGAGACCCGAGCUCUAGACUGAAGAUGUUUGCCAAGGAGGUGAAGCUGAUGUUUCCUGGAGCUCAGCGCAUGAACAGAGGAAACCAUGAGAUUGCUGCUCUGGUUCGAGCCUGUAAAGCUAAUGAAGUUACAGACCUCAUCAUCAUCCACGAAACAAGAGGACAGCCAGAUGGUCUGGUUGUGUGCCAUUUACCGUUUGGACCUACGGCCUACUUCACGCUCUACAACGUGGUGAUGAGACACGACGUUCCUGAUAUCGGCACCAUGUCAGAGGCCUACCCCCACCUCAUUUUUCACAACUUCACCUCACGACUCGGCAGAAGGAUAUCAAAUAUCCUCAAGUAUCUGUUCCCUGUACCCAAGGAGGACAGCAGGCGUGUGAUCACGUUUGCCAACCAGGAGGACUUCAUCUCUUUCAGACAUCACACCUACAAAAAAACUGACCACAAGAACAUUGAACUGACGGAGGUGGGACCACGUUUUGAGAUGAAGUUGUUCAUGAUCAAACUGGGAACUCUGGAGAACGAGAGCACAGCUGAAGUUGAGUGGCGUCACCAUACAUAUACACACACGGCUAAGAAGAGGAGGUUCCUCAGUGUGCAGUAGAGAGGAACGGCGACGGAAUCAACAGAGCAGUAGUGGAGAGCCGCCUGGAGGAUCUCUGGUUUUCAUGACAAACUGGAAACUUUGCUCAUCAGAAGCAUCUUGUCAUCCAUCAGCGAGAUUUGUGGUGUCACCUAAUCAGUCAGACCCCUGCUGUUAUCAGCCUUUCCAUUUUAUAAUAAAAUAUCUUUAAUUGA
Molecule: messenger RNA, 1182 nt
Organism: Nothobranchius furzeri (turquoise killifish)
Lineage: Eukaryota; Metazoa; Chordata; Actinopteri; Cyprinodontiformes; Nothobranchiidae
Gene: imp4
Product: IMP U3 small nucleolar ribonucleoprotein 4
Biological process (GO): rRNA processing
Cellular component (GO): small-subunit processome; Mpp10 complex; nucleolus
Molecular function (GO): rRNA primary transcript binding; snoRNA binding
Source: RefSeq, a predicted model, not a curated record